AUUUUUCAUGCCUUUUAGCUUUUUUUUCUCCUGUCCUCGCAGCUGACUCCUCUCUUCCCCUCUCUCUCACAUUUCUCCUGCUUCUCAAAUUAUACUUCUAUGGCGACGAAAGAACCGGUAUCUGUUUACGAUAUAAGCAUUGAGGAUGCAAAUGGAAACAGCUUAGAACUCAGUCAAUACAAAGACAAAGUUCUUCUAAUUGUCAAUGUUGCUUCCAAAUGCGGGAUGACGAACUCAAACUACACCGAACUGAAUGAGCUUUACAACAAGUACAAAGACAAAGGUCUGGAGAUUCUAGCAUUUCCCUGUAACCAAUUUGGUGAAGAGGAACCGGGAACUACUGACCAAAUUACAGAGUUUGUUUGUACUAAGUUCAAAUCUGAGUUCCCCAUAUUCAACAAGAUUGAAGUGAAUGGAGAGAAUGCUUCUCCUCUUUAUAAGUUUCUAAAGAAAGGCAAAUGGGGAAUCUUCGGGGAUGAGAUUCAAUGGAACUUUGCUAAGUUUCUUGUGGACAAGAAUGGUCAAGCUGUAGAACGUUAUUACCCAACCACUUCUCCUCUUACACUCGAGCAUGACAUCAACAAGCUUCUGAACGUCUGACUGAAUCGCCUCUGUUGAUAACUGUACUUUGAUCUUAAACUUCUCAUGUAAUAAAGCAAAUCUCAUUGCCUUUGGUUUGAAUUUGUUAUGUUUUGGUUUCAUUAAUCCAAACUCAGACCAACACAAAGAAGUCAAAACAAUAUUAAAAUCGGUUCCACA
Molecule: messenger RNA, 759 nt
Organism: Brassica oleracea var. oleracea
Lineage: Eukaryota; Viridiplantae; Streptophyta; Magnoliopsida; Brassicales; Brassicaceae
Product: probable glutathione peroxidase 8
Exons: 6
Coding region: 100-600 (166 amino acids)
Biological process (GO): response to oxidative stress
Molecular function (GO): glutathione peroxidase activity
Source: RefSeq, a predicted model, not a curated record